GAGUGGGCGUGAAAGACGCGAUAGGACGAGGUCAAAUUAGCUGGGAGAGUUUGGAAAGCUUGAAGCUGUCAUCAGGAGAUAUAACCAGGUUAACAGAAGUCGUAUGUGACCGUAGAGUUUAUGUUGCCGAUUUCAAGGUCUCGAUUCGGAUAUAAAAGUGGCGUCGCAGGGGUUUGGGUCCCGUCGUUUGUGGCGCAAUCGGUGGUAUGCCAGCUUGCUAGCUAAUGCUAACGACACAUAGCGUGUUCGCACAAGGAUCCACGGGCAGAGUUGCUACCGGAUUAAAGCGAUGACUGUUACUAGCUAAAACGUGUCUUUAAACACAUAAAGGUAACCUGUGGUGGUUGUUUGCGAGGCUUCAGCUGUGUUUAAAAAGUUAGCUCGGUAACCUUGCCUGCUGCGCCGUCCUGCCUCUGGUAUUUAUCUCUGGGACCUUGCAUCACGGUCACAGCUGUCAGUCAUGUUUCACUCCGUGCCCCGACGGCCCAUCUGCGAGAUGGGAGUGAGCACCAUGCGGCUGCAGGGCAGCAGGUCGCUCUGGCGCACAGCGGAGGAGGGCCGGGAGAGACUGCAGGGCAUCCCGUGGCUGGGCAGGAACGUGGGCCUGCUGCUCUCCUGGCUCCAGAGGGCAGGCGCGGGGGCCCACAGGGCCCCGGGUCAGAGGAAGAAGAAGGGGCUGCUGGCCAUAUUUGCCGACCACUGCGGUUUUGUGACCGGCCAAAGGCUGCGACGCGCCUGCCGGGUGGGCGAACUCUACUCCAACCUGUACUCCGAGCGGACCCGGAGGACCCUGAUUGGCAACAUUUGGCGCAGAUUUCAGGCCAGUCACGCCCCCACCGGCAAGCUGGUGGCGGCUCUGGCCGGGGUCUUCAUGUGGGAGAACGAGAAGAUUCAAGACGAGGAGAUCCGCAGAUGCGGACUCGAGCUGGAGGCCAUUGAAGCGGUGAAACGCCUGUGCACACCCUCGGGUGCCCUGGCCGGACAGCAGGAAGGUGGCUGGGAAGUGGUGAUGGAGAAGAAGGAUUUCAGAGUGUGGAAGAGGCCAAUUCCCAACAGUCACCUCUAUGAAUACAGAGUAUUGGGUUCGUACAACGACGUCACACCCAGACAGUUCUUCAAUGUACAGUUGGACACCGAGUACAGGAAAAAGUGGGACUCGCUGGUGAUCAAGCUUGAAGUGGUUGACAGAGACGCCAACACGGGCUCGGAAGUCGUCCACUGGGCGACGCACUUUCCAUAUCCAAUGUACUCAAGGGACUAUGUCUAUGUGCGGCGCUAUGAUGUUGACUUGGAAAAUAAUAUGAUGAUCUUGGUAUCCAGAGCUGUGCACCAUCCUAGAGUCCCAGAGAGUCAAGAAUAUGUGAGGGUCCACUCAUACCAGUCUAAGAUGGUCAUCCGCCCACAUAAGUCUUUUGAUGAGAAUGGGUUUGAUUACCUGCUGACCUACAGUGACGAUCCACAGACGGUUUUUCCUCGUUACUGUGUGAGCUGGAUGGUGUCAAGCGGUAUGCCAGAUUUUCUGGAGAAGCUGCACACCGCCGCCUUGCGGGCCAAGAACUUGGAGGUCGGGAUUCACGACUACACCGGCGUCAUCAAAUCCAGCGACUCCAACCGUCAGCCGAGCCAGGAGCGCCUGGGGGGAGACAACGCGCAGCCUGGCGGUCCGGGUCACAUCUACGCCUGAGACGGAUGUCGUCCAGGAGUCGACUUUGGCAUGUUUUUAACUUGCACUUGAGUGUAUUUGAAGCCCUCCAACGACACCUUUCGGGUACCGCUACAAAUUAAACUCGCAGUCUAACCUGCAGACACACACGGAUCUGUAGAUGCAGUUACACUGUCUGUGAAGGAGACAGCCAGAACACGACGGACGGCAUUGCUGAUGACGGCGGCACAGUUUUGUUCGCCAGACGAUGUCGGGUGUGUCUUUACCGCGGUUUGAUCGGUAACAUCCAGCCAAAUUACCUGUUUGUGAAGAGGCUUUUGUCAAAGCAGUGUUUCUCCAGUGUUUCUUUUCAUAACUCCAUGGAUAUUCGGUGUGGUUUGACUUGACUUUGAAGCAGGGCUUUAUCGCUGAAAUGCAACGUCUUCGCCAAAUGAGCCCACUGCCUGAUGACGAACAUCGGCUGCUGUGGGAAACGCUUUUAUAACACGUUCCUACAUUUCAAGGAUGAAGAGGUUGUUUAUUUGCAGCACAGUAGCGUUUCAUGACUGGAUGAAGAGGAUUAAAGAUCAUAUGUAAAAAAUAAAUAAUAAUAAUAAUGAACUGGGGCUUUUCUUUACAUAAAAAAAAAACAGGAGAUUGUGAUCAUCGGUGUGUCUGAGUGUUCAAAGCUGCCAGCCUUCUGAAGAUCUUCCUGUCCUUCAGCAUUAGAGGCAUAGUGUCUUACAAUAACCGUAUAAAUCCUCAUUAGCCAAGGUACUAAUGUGCUGUUAGUGAGGAAGUUGUACAGAAACACACAAAGCGGUGCCCUGCUUAGACCCUGCAACUUGAGAACCUCUCCUUUUUUUUUUUUGGUUUAAUAUUUAAAUUUUUAUUUCAGAUAUUUUUUUGCGUGUUAAUCCUUUCAGUUUGUUUUCAGUCUAAGUUAUGUGUUUUUUCCCUUUUACUGUAGAUAUAGCACAUUUAUCAUUUUUAUGUGCAAAAGGCUUCAGAAAACCUAACCUCUCAGUUUCAAUUAAUCUUUUUUUUUUUUAACGCGAGUCCUACUGAAACGCCACAGUGUUUUCCAUCGAUGCUUUCAUAAUGAGCUGUAUGCGGGGUCUAUAACGAAUGUACAAAGUGAACCACAUGCUGUGGAUUAAAACCUUGCCUAAAUAAAACUGUUUACAGCCUGUUAAACUGGCACCAACAUCGUAAAAAAAAACAACUGGUGUUUCUCAAAGCCGUCCAUCAUGUACUAAAUUUUGAUGUCACAUUUUGUGUGGUUGAUGCAUCUGAAUGACUCUUCUGUUUCAGCGUAAUGAAAAUCUGCUCCUUUUUGUGAUUAGGUCGGGUCACGACUAUGUGGUGAAGCAUGUCCUGCUUUCGAAUAAAAUUGGUAGUGUAAAAUCUGAAAAAGAAAUGCUUGUUUCAGGUAACAUCUGUCAUAGUCAAACAAAACUGUGAAGAUCAUAACCCAAUAAAAGUUGUUUGCUGUUGUUAAA
Molecule: messenger RNA, 3144 nt
Organism: Fundulus heteroclitus (mummichog)
Lineage: Eukaryota; Metazoa; Chordata; Actinopteri; Cyprinodontiformes; Fundulidae
Gene: stard7
Product: StAR-related lipid transfer (START) domain containing 7
Exons: 8
Coding region: 461-1684 (407 amino acids)
Molecular function (GO): lipid binding
Source: RefSeq, a predicted model, not a curated record